AUGGCUCACCCGGCACCCAGAGUCAGUCACAUCCCCUCUCCCCGUAGGUGCCCCCUGAAAACACUCCAGAAGUGUGAGAUUGCCCUGGAGAAGCUCAAGAAUGACAUGGCAGUGCCCACGCCCCCACCACCCCCGGUGCCGCCAACCAAGCAGCAGUACCUGUGCCAGCCACUCCUGGAUGCCGUCCUGGCCAAUAUCCGCUCACCUGUCUUCAACCAUUCCCUGUACCGUACCUUCGUGCCAGCCAUGACGGCCAUCCACGGCCCACCCAUUACGGCCCCGGUGGUAUGCACUCGGAAGCGUAGGUUUGAAGACGAUGAACGGCAGAGCAUUCCUAACGUGCUCCAGGGGGAGGUGGCCAGAUUAGACCCUAAGUUCUUGGUGAACUUGGACCCAUCUCACUGCAGUAACAACGGCACCGUCCACCUGAUAUGCAAGUUGGAUGACAAGGAUCUCCCAAGCGUGCCGCCGCUGGAGCUCAGUGUGCCUGCCGACUACCCCGCCCAGAGCCCACUGUGGAUUGACAGGCAGUGGCAGUACGACGCCAACCCCUUCCUGCAGUCAGUGCACCGGUGCAUGACCUCGAGGCUGCUGCAGCUCCCGGACAAGCACUCGGUCACAGCCCUGCUCAACACCUGGGCGCAGAGCAUCCACCAGGCCUGCCUCUCCGCCGCCUAGCCACCCACCCACUGGGGACCACGGGGAUAGCCGGCAGCCUUGUCAGGGCCACAGCGGACAUGCACCUCACGUUGGACGUUUCUAGGUGUUGGCUCCCUUAGAGAACCUGGGCUUAGAUUAGCUUUCCUGCUUUUAUCUUCUGCCUUGGGGACCUGCCAAACAUUUUCCCAUACUUGUACGUGACUCGGGCAGGUGGCCGUGGAGCUGGCUGCUUCGUGGUGGGGUUGGGACUCCCCCCACCUCCACUCCCCCCCGGGAGUCGGACAUGCCUCAGCCCUGUGUGCUCCUCCUUGGGCUGCUGUCCCCUUGGCUUCUCCAGGGCCCAUGUCCUUCCUCAGCAGCCUGGGGGAGAACUCCAGGUCUCGUUAGAGCCUCUUGUGUGUGUGCCAGAAAACUUUUUGUUUCUGUAGGGGAACAUGGAGAGCAUAGGAAACCCUGAAAACACACACAGAAUUCUCUGGUCACGGUUUUGGGUUCAGACCCUUCCACCAUUGCCGUGGGGGGCACGCCACUGGGAAGCUCCUGGAUCCAAGGGCCGCUGGCUGCGCCUCAGAAGGAAAGUCGGCCAGCAGGCAGUUGCGAAUCCCCUGCCAUCACCUGGGACUCAUACCUCAUGGCAUUCUCCCUUUAAGCCGUGGGGGUCUGCUCAGCACUGUGGGGGUGCCUAGGGAGCAGGGACACCUGAGUGGAUCCUGUACCUGGCACCGUGCCCACUCACUGGGCACUUGGGCCUGUUCUUGGGUCAGGGCAGCAUCCUCAGGACCUGGCGUCAUCAGAGCUGCUCCAGAGAGUGAAAGCUCCCUGACAGGGCAUCAGCCCUCUGGCCAUGAGAAGCUUCCCCUUUUGUAUGUGCACUACCGUGUCAUCUGUGGUUCUUAUAAUAAAUUUAUUAUUCCUGUGUU
Lynx canadensis (Canada lynx) is the source of this 1580-nucleotide messenger RNA. RefSeq names its product mediator of RNA polymerase II transcription subunit 15-like. The record is from RefSeq and is a predicted model, not a curated record. Bases 1 to 678 code for a protein of 225 amino acids. Lineage: Eukaryota; Metazoa; Chordata; Mammalia; Carnivora; Felidae. The transcript is spliced from 6 exons.